Molecule: messenger RNA, 3841 nt
Organism: Lottia gigantea (owl limpet)
Lineage: Eukaryota; Metazoa; Mollusca; Gastropoda; Lottiidae
Exons: 4
Coding region: 1-3129 (1042 amino acids)
Source: RefSeq, a predicted model, not a curated record
AUGUUUAACGGAAAAAGUCAGGUAAAUCUCUGGAGGUUCGCUGGAGUGGAAUUCGGACCGGAACUAGUCCUAAAAUUUCGUUACAGAAUGUGGACACCUGCCACUGAUUGGACACCUGGAUCGGGAGGAACCUGGACCUGGGAUGCAAGUUCAAACUCGUGGAUCAACAGUACAAGCAGCGCUGGAUCUUGGAUGUCCGGAAUGGAUGGUGUGUGGAUCGGAACCAAUGAUCAGACUGGACAGCAGUGGCUCGGAGUCGGAAACCCUGGUGGACACUGGGUCGGAACCGUUGAUUCCGGUAUGACAGGGAAUGGAAUGGGAUAUGAUUUCUGGAACAGUUUGAGCACUGGAACUGGUGUGUGGCCUGGAAUGUGGCAGGUCGGAAACGGCAUGAAUGGGGUCGGCUUGGGUAGCAUGUGGACCGGAGCUUUCGGCGGAAACGGAAUAUCUGGAACCUCUAGUUUCUCCGGAAGCGGUAACUGGGUUGGUGGAAGUAGUUCUUCCACUGGAUCGUGGUCGGGAACUUUUGGUAAUGGUAAUGGCGGAACGUGGUCAGGUGUUGCCAGAACCGGAUCGGGAACAUGGUCCGGAACAACUACCAAUAAUCAACUGGUCACAGGAACAUGGGCAGAUAUGAGUGGAGCAGGAACCUAUGGUAUUUGGAAUGUAACCUCUGGUCCUUGGCUUGGCACGAGCGGAGUUUGGUCCACAAAUGGGAACGGAGGAGGAACGUGGAUUGUCACACAAGUAGCCGAUAUGACUAACUCAGGGGGUUCUUGGAGCAACACCGGUAGAUAUGAUUCAUCGUGGAACAUGAACACUCAAGGUACCGGAAAUACUGGCGAAGUGUGGACAGGGACUUUAGAUCUGGGAUCUCUGGAUACUGGAACAUCAUGGAGUAGAGGCAGUGAAACUGAAACGCGGGGUACAUCGACGUGGAACAACGUUCAAGGGUCAGGAACUAACAUCCAAGGUGGAACGUCAAGCACAAGUACAUCGACAGGGAACACUGGAUUGUGGACAGAUGGGACCGGAGAGACCAUCAACACCAAUGUAGACAAGUCUGGUAUCAAUAUACAAGGGGCCACGACAGGUGGAAACACAGACAGCGUCGACACUUCCAAGAAUCAGAUUUCUGAUAACAUCGACAUCACCAAGGUUGGAAUCGACGCUGGCGCUAAAGGUAUCAAUACUGGGCCAACUGGUGGAACCAACCAGAUUAACCGAAUGUACAGUCUGGAUACUGUCAAUUUCUUGGGUGGCAAGUGGGAUAAUGGCAAUUGGGUUUCUGACAGUUCUGAUACAGGACCUCAAACGUCUGUUGACACCAGCUGGACAUUUGAAAAAGAGAUUUCUGGUGGACAAACAGGACCUACUAAACCAGUAGUCAACCAGCCGCGUCGUAAUAGAUGGCAGAUCGUGGGUAGUGGUAAACCAAACAUCCCCGUCAUCGAUACACCUAAAACUGGCGGCAGCAUCGAUUCUAUAUUUAACGUAGACGGACAAUGGGUCGUACAACCCAAUAAAAACCAAGGCCAGCCAGCUGUGCGGGUAGAGGGUGGUCGAUGGGUCAAGGAACCAACCAAUCCAAGCAGUACUACCACCGACAGUCAAGGACGAAGCUUCAUCACCGGAUCUGGAAUGUGGAAGAUUGUUGGACCGGAUGGACGAAUUAUACGAUCAGGAGUAGGUAACUCCAUUCCAGCAAAUGUUAUUAAUGAACUGAUGGGCAACACAAGAUCUGUAGGUUGGACCAAACAACUAGAAUGGACCAUCAUUGGACCAAAUGGGCAGCUCUUGCGGUCCGGAACUGGACAAAUUCCUCAGAAUCUUCGAAACACUGGAACCGUCUUAGCAGGUGGCUUCUUCGACGUCAAUCUUGGUGAUGUAAGUCAAUGGGUCAUCAUCAGCGGUGAUGGUCAGAUUACUAAACAUGGUAUAGGUAGCACCCCCAACGUCCAGAUACCUCAAGGUUCACUUCUGAUGAAGAUCAUCUGGUCAUCCGGGAACCAACAAUGGACAAUAGCCAAACCUGACGGCACAGUCAUCAAAUCAGGAACCGGAAACUUCCCACAAACUCUCGACUUGUCCAAUCUUUUGAAUCAGGUGAAACCGACAGGUAGAUUUGGAAUGGGACAAACGGGUGCCACAGUAGUAACUGGUUCCGGAGGCGGGGGAAGAUGGAUAAUUGGUGGCAACCAAGCAAUGGCUAGACAACCAUCAGUAAUGAAAAUAGGGGGUGGACAAGUGAAAAUAGGAAGUGGACAACCAUCAGUAGUGAAAAUAGGGAGUGGACAACCAUCAAUAAUGAAAAUAGGGGGUGGACAAGUGAAAAUAGGGAGUGGACAACCAUCAGUAGUGAAAAUAGGGAGUGGACCACUUCCGAUGAAUGUGGGGGGAUCAAGCCAAUGGACCGUCUCAGGAUCGGGUACAAGUGGCCCAAGUAGUAUAGACAUUAACAAAAUCAUCGGAGCAAUUGGUGGCAAAAUACCAGGAUCAAGCGUCGGUUCUUCCGGACCUCGACAAGGGUCAUCUGGAACAGCGACCUUCGUGUCUAACUCUGGUACAUCUGGUCAGCAAGGUGGUUCCGGAUCAUCCAACAUCCGUGGUGUGUCUUCAGUGGCUGGAAGUGGUCGAGUUGACUCUACUCCACUUGGUUCUAGGGGGGUUACUGAUUUAGAAAGAGGGUCAUUUGAUGUGACGGUUGACAAGACUAAUAUUGGACCACUAGAUUAUAACUUGAGGGCCAUCAAGAUGCGAUCCAAGAGAUCCCUUUCUCGACCACAAGCCAUUAUUUCCAACUGUAACGGUGUCAAUGGUGAAGGACCUUCCAUUAUGGUUUCCGGUGGUCCUGAUUAUGUUACUUUCUCCAUCAAAACUUCCAAUACUGUGCGACCAGCUCAGCUUACCAUACCAGCGAGACCUGGGUAUAACGAUGUGUCUAUGAUAUACGAUGGCCAGAAUUUAAAAGCAAAAGUAAACGAUAUCGCUCGCUCAAUCCCAUUAACAGGUAAAAUCGAAAUGAGGCAAGCAGGUUUAUUAUUUGGAGCUUGUAAUGGUUAUGCUAAUUUUAGAGGAGAAGUAGAUGACUUCGAGAUGUAUGAAUGUAUUCCACCAUUUUGGGGCUAAUUAUCCGGGACUUCUGUCACGUAAUUAGCUGUGAUGUACAUAAUAGACUUUAUUUAAACCAACCCAUUUUAUAAUUCUAACCAGAAGUUGUUAAUUCGCCAAAAAUAUUCGAAAGUUUAAAAUUACUACUUCAUUUUUAUAAUUCACCAUAGCUUUAAGGUUGAAUUUAUAACUUUUAUAGCUAAUUUGCAAUGUGGAUAAAAAAUAAUAGUAAAAUAAGCUUAUUUGAAAAUCAUUUCUCUUGCCAACUGCUAGCUUUAAUGUCGAAAUAAUGGUUCAGAAAAGAUCUAUUUUCAAUUUAUUAGCAUUAGCAUAAAAAAGUUGUCAGGCAUAUUACAUGACAUGACAUAACAUAAUUAUGCCAACUUGAGCAAUUCUAAAGCUGUAAGGUAUAAGCCGAAGAAGGUCGUAAUAUCUUGACAUUGUGAAGAUGAUCACUGGCAUAAGGUAAAAUAUUAAAAUGUGUUCAGUUUUAAUAAGAAUCACGCAUGUGAUUGAUGUGUGUGUAAGAAAUGAAUAAAUAUCUAAUAUCUAAGCACUCUAAUUAUACCAAUUGGAUCUGAGUGAAUUCCUAGUCAAAAAUGUAGACAAAAAUUUAAGCACUUUGUAGAUACAGUAGCACCUUGGCUCAAACAGCCGAUCUUACCCUUUUCAAAAAUUCCAUGGUAAAAACAAUAUUUUUGGACAAAAUAAAAAUAAUUUUAAGAAAUGU